Panicum virgatum (switchgrass) is the source of this 1027-nucleotide messenger RNA. RefSeq lists its product as uncharacterized. NCBI's taxonomy places the organism in Eukaryota, Viridiplantae, Streptophyta, Magnoliopsida, Poales, Poaceae. The coding region runs from base 1 to 597 and encodes 198 amino acids. The transcript is spliced from 5 exons. The record is from RefSeq and is a predicted model, not a curated record.
AUGGGGAGAAAAUUGAGCCGCCGGAGAGGAAAAAAAUAUUCCCUUGUCACCCACGCCUCCAUCCUCUUCCUCUCGAGAGUGCAUCCCGACUCCAUCCCCUUCUUCCGAAGAGCAACUCCCUGCACCCCCCCCCCCCCCCGCAUCCGCGUCUCCCUGGUGCCACCCCCUACCUUCCUAUGGCCGGGCACCUCGGUCGUCGGCUCCCCUAGGCCGGGCGCCGCUGCAGCCAGUUCGUGGCUCCCCAGGGCGCAGCGUCGCCGUCGUUGUCUCGCGGCUCCCUUGGGGCGGGCGCCACCGCAGCCGGUUCACGGCUCCCCAGGGACGGGCGGCGCCACCACUGGCUCGUCUCUCCCCUGGGCGGGCGUCGCCGCCGCCGCCGUUGGUUCACGGCUCCCUGGGUCGGGCGCUGCUUCAUCUCCACCAUGGCGUCAUCUUCGCUGCCGCUUCCCCCUGACAGUCACCCCCAAGCGACUGUGCCCCAUCCUUGAGGUUUCUUUGGACUUUGUCAAAAGUCUGUAUGCAAAGUUCAUAGAUUGGGAUGAGGAUAUGUAUGACCUGGAAAAUGACACACCUGCCCAUGCAGCAAAGUUGAAAUGAUCAGUGCUUGAAUUCAUAUAUUUUUAUGGGCCAACAAUGGAUCAUGAAUGGAUUACAAAAUUACUAAAUCGCAUACAGAGCCCCUUUGGCCGGUCUCCAAAAGGCCCUGAGCCUCCGCCGGCUCCUUGUGGUUUUGUGAGGGGGGCGGGAGUGUAGAGAGAGAGAGAGAGGACUCCAGUGAACAGCUAGCUGUGCUACAGUAGCAUUGUUAGGUGGAGCCGAAGCCCAUUGGAGCCAUGCCAAAGGCACCCAUAGCAUGUCUAAUAGUUCAGACAUCCUUUUCAAAAAUAUAGUACAGAGACAGCAUGUACCCUCCAUUGCUAUAUAUGUACAUUUUCUCUCUAGAAUCGUGUCAUUAUGUACACAUCAUGUGAUGAGUAAUAUUAUUGUUUCCUCCCACAAUCAAUACAACUUCCAAUGAUUAUUCAAA